This is a messenger RNA of Suillus plorans, 486 nucleotides long. RefSeq lists its product as uncharacterized. The coding region runs from base 1 to 486 and encodes 161 amino acids. The transcript has 3 exons. NCBI's taxonomy places the organism in Eukaryota, Fungi, Basidiomycota, Agaricomycetes, Boletales, Suillaceae. The record is from RefSeq and is a predicted model, not a curated record.
AUGUCUUCCCCAACUAUCAUUAGCUCAUCCAACGUCACGAUGCUCGGGGAUGUUGUUGUUGUCGAGAUCGAUGGUUUAGACGCGUCGUGGGCUACUUAUGUCUUGUCUUUAGACAUGGAAUCUCCUGGACGAAAGAGAGUUGUUUUUCGCUUCAAAGACCUUCGUCGCAAUGAGGGAUCGAAGCCGGAUGAAGACAUGAUGCCAGUGGUUAAGUCUGAGGAGGAGAACAUCAAAACCGAGCCUGAGGAAGAUCUGACAAUUAAGGUCGAGGAGGACCUUCCUGAACUUCUUCCGGCAAUUGCUUGUACAGUGUCUCCAUGUCGUCUACUCUCACUGCGCUGCAACAAUCCAGCCAAUCCUAAUCGUACUGACAAGCCUUGGUGCUACUGGGUCCGCCAACUUACAAACUCGGAUGUUGCUGCCGCAGUCGCCAGAAGAGAAGCAGAUGACAUCCUUCAAAUUUUUGGGAUGCCCCACUAUUUCUAA